Molecule: messenger RNA, 924 nt
Organism: Morchella importuna
Lineage: Eukaryota; Fungi; Ascomycota; Pezizomycetes; Pezizales; Morchellaceae
Exons: 2
Coding region: 1-924 (307 amino acids)
Source: RefSeq, a predicted model, not a curated record
AUGCCGUCGCAACAUCACACUGGAGGAUGUACGGAGGAUUGUUUGAUUGAUUAUGGCUCAAAUAAGAUCUGUAUCGAUUUUGUUGAGAAGACCAAGGCUCGUAAACUCACAAACACCGAUAUCUUGAAGAAAGACUUCCUAUCACGGACCCAAUCCUUCCUCGACGAGUCGAACAAAGCUCAAACCGCCCUUCCCACACCGCCAUCUUCAUUCAUCGAGCCCUUGUCCAAAGACGAAGGCACUGAGGUCAGUCCCAAUGUCGAGGAUAAGGAGACCAACUCUAAGGAAGAUGGGGAUAGGCUCAGAACCGAGGAGGAUGAGGCCAAGUCCGAAAUAAAAGAAGAGGGAGAAGAGAGCGAAGAAGGUGAAGAGGGAAACGCCACUCCGGCCCCUCUCGCCCCAGUCCUCACAAUUCCUCUGGCAAAGAUACAUGCCCAUCACAGAGCCAAAACAAUAUCAAAGGUUCUUCACUCAAAGGGUCAACAGCGCCUUGACGAUCUUCUGAAGCGCAGUAAACCCGCACUCUUAUCAUCCCCCGUCAAAGCCAAAACUGUCGGUGCACCUGUCGUCCGUGGCGACUCCCUACUCUCACGUAUUCGUGCCAAAGCUGAAGCCGCUGCUCUUGAGGCAGCCAAAGCACCUUCAAAGGAGGAGCAGGAGCGUGAUGCAGCCCGUCAACGUAUUCCUGACAUUGAGCCAAUUCUAAAGGGGCUUGCUGGCAGAGGAAGCAAUAUGACAAUGAAGUCGGUAGUGGAGGGAAUCAGAGAAAGCGUUAGGAAUCCCGUUAGUUCUGAGCAGGCGGAGAUGGCAGUUAGGCUUAUCGCGGAGAGGGAAGGAGUAGAUGGUUGGGUGAAGGUUCGACAAGCAGGAAAGGUUGUUGGGGUGGUAUUUGGGAAGAGGAGGGAAGAUGGAGAGUUUCUGUAA